AUACUCGGAUCGGUGCGGACGACAGGUGGCGGUAGGAUCGAAGGUUCCGCGUCGUUUUCCGCCAUCUUUAGUUGACGGAUUCGAGGCAGGAAAGGCCAAGUGUUCCGUGCGGAGAAGCGAUAGGUGGAUCGAGCGUCGAAGACAAAAGAGAAAUUAGUGGAUCGAGCGUAAGGUAGUGAGUCAUUCGUGUCUUCGAAGCACGAUUCACGAAAUCGCCUUCGGUCGAUCCUCGCGAUACGGUGUGGAUAGACUCUCCCGUAGGAGCCAUGAGUUACCAAAUGUCUUCGAAUCAGACCAGACCAAUGUCUCACGGAAAUUAUCAAGGUUUGGGCGAUAUGCCGAUGGGUUCUGCCAAAGAACAAACAUUGAUGUGGCAGCAAAAUUCGUACAUGGGCGAUUCAGGAAUUCAUUCAGGUGCCGUCACUCAGGCACCGUCUUUGUCAGGCAAAGAGGAUGACGAAAUGGAAGGCGACCAAUUAAUGUUCGACUUGGACCAGGGAUUUGCUCAGGGUUUCACGCAAGACCAAGUCGAUGAAAUGAAUCAACAAUUGAAUCAUACCAGAUCUCAGCGUGUUCGUGCAGCCAUGUUUCCAGAGACACUGGAAGAGGGAAUAGAAAUUCCCUCUACGCAAUUUGAUCCUGCUCAACCUACGGCUGUACAGAGAUUGGCAGAACCGAGUCAAAUGUUGAAACACGCUGUUGUCAAUUUGAUAAAUUAUCAGGAUGACGCGGAUCUCGCGACACGUGCAAUACCAGAAUUAAUUAAAUUGUUAAACGACGAGGACCAAGUUGUUGUGUCAAAAGCGGCGAUGGUAGUCCAUCAACUUUCUAAGAAGGAAGCGUCGCGUCAUGCUAUCAUGAAUAGUUCUCAAAUGGUAGCUGCAUUGGUACGUGCCAUUUCGAACAGUGACGAUCUCGAAUCGACGAAAGCCGCGGUUGGCACGUUGCAUAAUUUAUCGCAUCACAGACAAGGCUUGUUGGCUAUAUUCAAAAGCAGUGGAAUACCGGCUCUGGUAAAGCUGUUGAGCUCUCCGAUGGAAUCUGUACUUUUUUACGCCAUAACCACUCUUCAUAACUUAUUGUUGUAUCAAGAUGGAUCGAAAAUGGGUGUGCGACUUGCCGGAGGUUUGCAAAAAAUGGUUGCACUGCUUCAGCGAAACAAUGUAAAGUUUCUAGCUAUAGUAACGGAUUGUUUACAAAUUCUGGCAUUCGGUAAUCAGGAGAGCAAGUUAAUUAUAUUGGCUUCUCAAGGACCAAUAGAGCUAGUACGCAUUAUGCGUUCAUACGAUUACGAGAAGCUUCUGUGGACGACGUCGAGAGUCUUGAAAGUGUUGUCUGUUUGUGCCAGCAAUAAACCGGUAAUAGUCGAAGCUGGUGGUAUGCAAGCGCUCGCGAUGCACCUCGGUAAUCCGAGUCAGAGACUCGUCCAGAAUUGUUUAUGGACGUUAAGAAAUUUAUCGGAUGCCGGUACCAAGGUUGACGGAUUGGAGGGCUUGCUACAAAGUCUCGUACAAGUUCUCAGUUCCACCGACGUGAACGUCGUCACGUGUGCUGCUGGUAUCUUAUCGAAUCUUACUUGUAACAACCAACGCAACAAAGUAACGGUAUGUCAAGUGGGAGGCGUCGACGCCCUCGUACGUACCAUCAUUUAUGCGGAUAGUCGAGAAGAAAUCAGCGAACCCGCGGUAUGCGCGCUUCGUCAUUUGACGUCGCGUCACGCGGAAGCAGAAAUGGCACAAAAUUCUGUUCGUCUAAAUUAUGGAAUUCAGGUGAUAGUGAAACUUUUACACCCACCUUCACGUUGGCCACUGGUUAAAGCGGUUAUAGGAUUAAUUCGCAACUUGGCUCUGUGCCCCGCGAAUCACGGUCCGUUACGUGAUCAUGGGGCAAUUCAUCAUCUGGUUAGGCUCCUGAUGCGCGCUUUCCCCGAAGCACAAAGGCAGCAACGAUCGUCCGUGGCGAGUACCGGAAGUCAGCAAACGGAUGGCGGAGUUCGAAUGGAGGAAAUAGUAGAAGGCACGGUAGGGGCGCUUCAUAUACUCGCGAGAGAAUCGCAUAAUAGGGUCGUCAUCAGAAAUCAAAACGUGAUUCCAGUUUUCGUACAGUUAUUGUUUAACGAAAUCGAGAACAUUCAGCGCGUAGCAGCUGGAGUGCUUUGCGAACUUGCCGCUGAUAAGGAAGGUGCCGAGAUGAUCGAACAAGAAGGUGCUACCGCUCCUUUAACGGAGCUGCUUCAUUCUAGAAACGAAGGAGUCGCGACGUACGCGGCAGCCGUGUUAUUCCGUAUGAGCGAAGACAAGCCACAAGAAUACAAAAAACGACUUUCCAUGGAGCUUACGAACUCGCUGUUACGCGAGGACACAAAUCUCUGGAACAACGCUGAUUUCGGAAUGGGUCCAGAUCUACAGGACAUGCUUGGCCCUGAUCAAGGCUAUGAUGGUAUGUAUGGACAAGGACCCCCUAGCGUACACAGCAGCCACGGAGGUCGAGGGUAUCAACCGCAAGGUUAUGACCAGAUACCAGUAGAUUCGAUGCAAGGGUUGGAAAUAGGCGGAGGGUCGACAUAUGGCGCGAUGGACACUAUGGACGUAGCGCACGAGGGUGACCUGAGUUUCGAUCAUCUGGAGGAGCUUCCUGCACCGCCGCAAGAUAAUAACCAGGUUGCAGCUUGGUACGACACCGAUCUCUGAAACCGUGCCAGCACCGAAAUCUCACCGGAGAAACGGACUCGUGAGGCUCUCAAGUAAUUUCAGUACAGACUAGUAUCCUCGUUUUACUCUCGCCCUGUUAUCGAUCUAACUCGAAAGAACUUUGACGAAGAAUCGUGGAACAAGAGGUUCCUAGAGUAAUCGUAAGCUAGAAGAAAUCGUACACGAGCGCGGAGCAACUUUAAGCUUGUUUUUACGCGAAAGAGACAGGGUACGAAAACGUGAAAUAUAUAUAUAAAUAUAAAUUACUACGGAAUUAAUAUCAUUCUCGAGUAUCGGUGAAUUACAAUCACGUAUAAAUAUAAACGAAUAUCAAUGAACUUUCGCAUUACGUAUUUUACAGGGUAGUUUAUACUUAAUUUUUAUUAUUAUCAUUAACGUAGUUACGCAAUCGUGGCGAGAUACCGUGCAUCGUGUUCGAUGCCCCCGUAUGCGCCUCCGAUCGCUGUCGAUGUAUUAGACCUAAGAAAGAGACACGUAAUUCGUACACACCAUGUAUAUGUAUCGUUUAAUUGUCCAUACGAAUAAACUGAGCGAUUAAGUACUCGAAUUGUU
Megachile rotundata (alfalfa leafcutting bee) is the source of this 3263-nucleotide messenger RNA. RefSeq names its product armadillo (gene arm). The record is from RefSeq and is a predicted model, not a curated record. Gene Ontology annotation, molecular function: cadherin binding. Gene Ontology annotation, biological process: cell adhesion. NCBI's taxonomy places the organism in Eukaryota, Metazoa, Arthropoda, Insecta, Hymenoptera, Megachilidae.